Rosa rugosa (rugosa rose) is the source of this 848-nucleotide messenger RNA. RefSeq names its product elicitor-responsive protein 3-like. Bases 67 to 642 code for a protein of 191 amino acids. The transcript has 5 exons. The record is from RefSeq and is a predicted model, not a curated record. NCBI's taxonomy places the organism in Eukaryota, Viridiplantae, Streptophyta, Magnoliopsida, Rosales, Rosaceae.
CGAGAUGUCGUUUAAUGGAAGUCCAACAGAGUUCCACGUCAAUUAGAACCAGACCGGGUUGGUAAGAUGCUCUUCAUAAAUAGACAGCUGAGAAAGCACUGCACUUGCUCAUCACCACCUUUCCUUCUUCUCUCUGUUUGUUUCUGUCAAGUGUCAAUUGACUCAAUUCCAUUCCAGCCAAACAUGGCUUAUGGGACGCUUGAAGUUGUUCUUGUUAAUGCUAAAGGCCUCCACAACACUGAUUUUCUCUCAGCUAAAAUGGAUCCCUAUGUCAUUUUCACUUUGAAGACCCAAGAGAAGAAAAGCACUGUUGCCAAAGGGCAAGGAUCUGAACCAGCAUGGAAUGAAAGCUUCUUGUUCACCGUCACCAAUGAUGUUUCGGAACUUCAUUUGAAAAUAAUGGAUGAAGACACCUUUACCGCUGAUGAUUAUGUUGGAGAAUCAACCAUUUCUUUAGAGCCAGUGUUCAAUGUAGGAAUUGUUCCACCAACUGCGUACAACGUUGUCAACAAGGACCAGGAAUAUCAUGGGGAGAUCAAAAUUGGACUCAAUUUCUCUCCUGAGCCGGAGACGAACAGCUUCUGUUCAGGACACUAUGGGGGUGUUGAGGAUUAUGGUGGAUGGAAAGAAUCAACUUUCUAAGAAUGACCUUAUGACCUUGUGAUGAUAUACAGUAUAAUCGUGUAUGAUGAUCACAUAUAUGGUAUUGGCCUGAGAGAAUAAUGAGCUUGAAGCCUCGUUAAGUGGAAGUUAACUUUUAAUUGGCGUUAGACAUACUUCUCCAUGUGUUUUAGACCAAUAUAUAUCAAUUUGUUUGGUAUACACAGAAGUAAUGAGUCAAUUUUACU